AUGGCCAGCAGCUUGCCCACGGACGAGCCAACUCCGGUCAACUUUCUGACCCGAUACAAGUCGGGGGAGUCAAGAGACUCAGCUGGGAAAGUCAUUGAUGUUACGUGCAUCGAGGUCGAGAAUCCCGGUGCUCUACGCAUUCUGCCGCUGGGUGAUGAUGCUCAGGUAAUUGGUAGACAAGCAACCAACUACGCAAGACCUCUAAACCCUCUGAAAGCGAGUCGCGAGCUAAUGCGAAAUUGGUUGCGCACCUGCGAGCAUGAUCAUCAAGCCUGCAAGAACGUCGAGUCGAGAAUUAGGAGUCGUGGCAAAGGUCCAAAGCGGCUCAUCAACGUCCGGACCAUGUGUGUCGAAGACGUACCAUCGUUAGUGGAAGCCCGGUAUUUUGCCCUGUCCUAUGUCUGGGGGAACGCGUCUCGGCGCCGGCCUGCGGGCGAGGAAACUAAAGUCAAAUGCGCCGGCAAGACCUUGGCAGCUCAUCGCGUAGUUCGCGAUGCCAUUGAACUCACUAGAGAAUUUGAUGAGACGUAUUUGUGGGUGGACAGCUUCUGCAUCCGUCAGGAUGAUGCUCAUGAACGCGCUUCCGAAAUUGCCCAAAUGAACAACGUUUAUGCCAGCGCAUUGAUGACCAUUGUGGCCCUUGCGUCCGACAAUGCUGACAGUGGUCUAGACGGUGUUCGACGCUACUCGGGCCGCCGAUGUUCUCGUGUUGAACAAGUUGAUGGCAUCAGACUGACGACGGUUCUGCCGAGCGCCAGUGAUAUCGCCGCGAUGCCUUCCUGUAAAUGGAAUCAGCGUGCGUGGACCAUGCAGGAGCAGCUCUUUUCCAGACGUAUCCUCUACAUGGGCGCCGGUCAGGCUUAUUUUAGCUGUCUCACGGCAGCGUGGAGUGAAGACAGGUAUGAAGCUACAGACGACCACCUGGGUCUCCGCGAGCACCCUGGCAAGUUCCUCCUCGAGCCGCCUGAUGACGCAGACUGGUGGAAUGUGUGGCAGGAUUAUACGGAGCAAUACUCGGCAAGGCUCUCCACGGAACAGGAGGACCGGUUUUACGCGUUCCAAGGGAUCCUCAACGAGCAAAAAGAACGCUGGGACGUCCACACAGUCUGUGCUCUUCCCGUCCGAUGUUUGCCCUUGGCACUAUAUUGGUUUCACGGGUCCGUCCUGUACGAGUCCCUGACUGCCGCGCGACAUCGCAUCAAUGCUUUUCCGAGCUGGUCCUGGAUCGGAUGGUCUGGCCGAGUCAACUUCCCAAACUACCGGCUUUACAGGUCUGCCCUCCGGCGUAUAACGAUCAGACAAGGGCCUGUGGCCACCACGUAUAUGUACAAUCGGCAAGGCCGGAGAGAACAGACCAGCAACUCUCAGGUACAGGUUGACGGCGCAACUGAAGCGCCCAACAACAAAGACGCCGCUGCUACUACUGAGUCGACCGACUCGACCAGCCCCGAAGCUCCAGAGAAAGCUAUAGACCAGAAGAAAUACGACGAGAAACCGGUGCUAGAGUUCGAAACCUCGCUCGCCACCGUCAUCGCAGUCGUGCCUCGAAGCAAUAGGAGCAACCUCAGGAUCACAACGCCAGGCGGACAACGGAUCGGGACGCUGCACUCGGCGGCGUUCGUGUCGAGCUUUGACCUAGCGACGGGCGAGAUCGAGCUUGCCUGCACAUGUAUGCUAGUUGGGACAAGCCACCGACCCUUUUUCUGGCAAGUGAGUGACGAUCCUGUUUCCACGGGCGCGGCCGCGACGACUACUGCACGGCUGUUAAACGCGCGCAACUUCUUCUUCGAUGGACCCGGUUCUACGCCGUCGCGCAAGAUGGCCGGUGUUCUAGACACUACACAGCUGCAAACCAUCGGACCUCUGAUCCCGCAGGAACACGGCCGCCUAUGGCACGCGGCGGGGGCUGUGGCGUUCAUGCCAGUCGGGCUGGUGGUGCUGGCCAUCGUGGCCGCGUACUACGCGCUGAUCUUUGUAUGCGUGGUCGGCAUGUGGCCGCUGAUCCUGCUGCUGGCCCUGGCGCUCGUCCACCCGGUCAUGUACGCGCUAGGCUUCGACCGGGUCGCGCAUGUCAUCUGGAUCGAGCACGUCGGCCGCGGCCUCUACGAGCGUCGCGGCGUAGGCGAGGUGCGGUACAGGCCGUUCAUGCGGCUGAACCCCGAAGUCACGACGGUCAAGUUGGUCUAG
Cladophialophora psammophila CBS 110553 is the source of this 2187-nucleotide messenger RNA. RefSeq lists its product as uncharacterized. The transcript has a single exon. The coding region runs from base 1 to 2187 and encodes 728 amino acids. NCBI's taxonomy places the organism in Eukaryota, Fungi, Ascomycota, Eurotiomycetes, Chaetothyriales, Herpotrichiellaceae. The record is from RefSeq and is a predicted model, not a curated record.